Messenger RNA from Belonocnema kinseyi, 4761 nucleotides. RefSeq lists its product as uncharacterized. The record is from RefSeq and is a predicted model, not a curated record. NCBI's taxonomy places the organism in Eukaryota, Metazoa, Arthropoda, Insecta, Hymenoptera, Cynipidae. Bases 677 to 3133 code for a protein of 818 amino acids. Gene Ontology annotation, cellular component: phosphatidylinositol 3-kinase complex. The transcript has 7 exons. Gene Ontology annotation, molecular function: 1-phosphatidylinositol-3-kinase regulator activity. Gene Ontology annotation, biological process: phosphatidylinositol phosphate biosynthetic process; intracellular signal transduction.
CACGGCUCACGCAUCCGUAUCCGAAUGGAAUCGUUCCAACAGCGGUGCUGCACGUACGGAAGUCGGAACAAGAAAAUCGAAUCGACGUGCAGUAAAGUGAAGGUGAAAUUGAGUUUUAAAUAUUUAUUCGUGAUAUGAAGUGAAGAGACGAGGCUACCGCGCUUCGGAUGAGAUUUUUGGCUCUUAGGCUGGCCAUCAAGCGCUUGAUAGCUCAAAUAGCCUCGGAUAUAUUUCUUACAAAACGUCAAAUCGGUGCUACUACCAGCAUCGGAAACAUCAGCCUCGCCGGGACAUUAAACUUAUUAUUUCUCACAUAAAGCAUGUGCACUUUGAUGAAAAUUCUUCGAUUCUCCCGACCAAAUAAUUUCGCGAACUAUUUGGAACUAUCGUGAUACGCAUGUUCUCGUGCUUCUGGAUGUCAUGUCAGAAAUUCAAAUUACGCUUCGUUCCAACCUAAAGGAGAGUCCUCCUGGAAAAUAAUUUUCAUCAUCAAGCAGUUUACUCAACAGAAUGGAAUACUCAGAAUUUAUAAAUCGAGUAAUGAAAACCAAAGGGCAUCCAUUCGUCACACACGCUUGGCACUUUCAAUUUGUAUUUCAGGCAAUGAUCUGGAACAUUUAGAAGAGGUUUCAGCUUUUGUAAGUCUUCCACUUGCAUUAGCUCCAAAAUAAUCAAGAUGGAUUCACCACCUUCCUGUUCUCUAAGCAUGACCGGUCCUCUCAGCGACAUAGGCAGCAGUGGACUAGGAGGCUCCAUAUCUAGUGAUUCCGUAAGAGCGCAUUUAGCUAUCGAGAUGCAAGAAAGCGACAUGGAAAGUAAGUCCCUAUCCCAGGACUCGUUCGAUUACUCUGAUGGGAUGUGCGGCGAGAAUUUUAAUACGUUAAAAAAAGGUCCCGGCUGGAAUGACCUGGACGGGAAGCUAGAAGUGGAACUGGAAGUGGUGGACGUGGCGAUUAAGCCUCCACCAGAGUUUCAAGACAGUCCUUCACCUCCUAAUUCAACAUCCAUAGGACCAAUUCUCUGUUACAAGCACUUACUGUGCGACAAGACGGAUCAAUGGAUGGAAGACUUUACGGAGAAUUUAGUAAGACUCAUCCUCGAGGAGGCUUUGACAAUAUCUUGUAGAAUAUCCUGGCCUGAAGGUAGAAUUUCUGCCGUGUCGAAUACCCUUCACGAGAUGACGUGCAACUUACGAACCUCGAGACGUGCAUGGACGACAGAUUACUUAGCAUCCUCUGCUUCCUGCCAAGGCGGCGCCACUAUCACCAUAACUCCUUUCAGUACUCUUCAUCGGCCGAAUUCCCGCAGUUCCUUGGCCUCUUCUCGUUUAAGUAGCUCUCAUAAUUCGAUAAAUACUUCAGGGUUGGGUCACAAGGUGGACGAUAGCAGUUUCAUCACAUCUGCGAUGUCACAUGAUGUAUUGACAACGAGUGAAAUUAGCGACAUGUACAAUGUUCCCUUCGACUCUGACAUAUACACGGUGCCAAUUGACGUGGUGAGACCAUUGCAUGAACUGAGAACUCCUCAGCGACCUAAGCGACACAAACAUCAUCGCAAGCGACGGAGAAAUGUCUCGGCGAGUUCUCAAAGUGAGUUGGAGGCCCAUAUACAGCAAGCGAGACAUUACUGCGGGAAACCAAGGGCUAUUACUCAUGUUAUCAAAUCACAGAGACUGCUAGCUGAGGUAUGUUGCAACGAAGGAGGAAACGGAAAGCGUCAUAGUGUCCCCGGAACUUCCGGUCGACACACUUCGCGUUCUUCAAACAACAGCCACGCGCGCAAUAUCGGAGAACCAAUACACAUGACUUUGCACGAAGUUCGUCAAUAUUUACAGACAUUAUACUCGAGUUCUAGUGAUUCUAGUGAAAAUAAAAUCAAGCGCGACAAGAUCUCGUCGGGUCAGUCUUCGAUACAUCUCGCUAUGCCCAAAGUUCUUAAUAUUAAUAAUAAUAGAUAUAGUAAUCCCCUUAACGACUCUUCGACGGAUACACCGAUCUCGAAUAAAAAUAGUAAUGGAUUAAUCCACAGUAACAAUAACAACGGAAACAUCAAAAAGCACAAAAAAGUAACCCUGGCUAACAUCAGACACAAAAAGACGAAGGAGGAAUCUCACAAGGAAAAGGCAGAAACUGACAGAGAGAAAAUCAAGAAGAGUCAGCGUAAUUUUUCCCUAAAUCUCAAACAGACUCUUUGUAAUAUUUUUAGGUUCAGGCGACUCGGAUCGCCGGAACACUAUGUAGGGAAAAGAAAUAGCAUUGUGCAGGGUGAUAUUGCCGAGGAGGAUGAAGGAGUCGAAUUUGAUCAGCAUGCUAAUAAUAACAAUACUACCAUGGAAGGCGACCCAUCCACUCAGAAAUUGCCUUUCUUUAAACGCGCUUUACCACCUUUGCCAAAGACAAACGCUCCAAUCGAAGCUGAACAUGUCACGGAUACACCUGCGGCUAUGUUGUCCAAGUGUGAAUCUCCAUCUUCCAUUCAGCACUUGCCAAUUCCUCAUCCACGAGAAGAAGAAGAGCCGGUCGAAGAUACCAGUAUGGACUUUGCUGCCAGCAUAGAGAAAGUUAAGGAUUACGGAUGGUACUGGGGUCCUAUAAGUGGAGAAGCUGCGGAGAAGAUACUGUCCAACGAACCAGAUGGAUCCUUCAUUGUGAGAGAUAGCAGCGAUGACCACUAUAUCUUCUCUCUAUCAUUUAGACUGAAUAGCUGUGUGAGACACGUAAGGAUAGAACAUGAUCAGGGUAAUUUUAGUUUCGGAAGCUGUACAAAGUUCAAGUCACAUACGAUCGUAGAUUUCAUAGAGAACGCGGUGGAACAUUCUCGAAGUGGUCGCUAUCUGUUUUUUCUUCAUCGUCGCCCCGUUUUGGGUCCGAUGAGAGUGCAGUUGCUUCAUCCAGUGUCCAGAUUCAAACAAGUUCAGAGUUUGCAACACACGUGUAGAUUCGUUAUCCUGAAGCUGGUUCGUAAAGAUCUCAUCCCGACUCUACCUCUUCCUCGACGCCUCAUCGAUUAUCUGAACACACCUCAUUACUACAGCGAACAAUUGGCUGAACAGGAUGAGCGUGUCGAGUCCCCAGUUAGUUCGUCGACUGGUGAAUUAGAGAAGAUUUGUUUCACACCUCAAGGCCUAUCGUGAGGUAUAAAUACGUAACUCUACUACCAAUCGCAACGUGUAGUAUAUAAAAAACGAACGGUUCUACUGAUAAUACUAAGUAUUCAAUCUACGAGACCUUCUGUGAGAAACAGAAGCGUUCGACGAGGCACAACUCUUUCGCGAUACGACGCUUGAAAUUUGAUUUCAAUUUGGGUGUGGCACUCAAACGUCGCAAGGUAUCGUUUGUUCGAGGUUGGCCUCUUGACUGAAAAUCGAUUGUGAAUGGUAAUUUGCAUUAUUAUUGAUAAGUUAAGAGUCGCGAGAGACAUCACUUUGGGAGCAUUCAGAUACUGCGUAACAUUUAAAAAUAUCGAGGGAAGGUUCGUGAUAUGUUAUUUUCUGUUAAGUUAAGGGUGGAGCUGCUGGAUUUUUCGCGCUAUAAGACAUUUUCAAAAAUGUUAACACUUCAAAGGAGUCCCUCUACAACCGCAUCUAACAGCUUGGAAAACUCUUUGAAAACCCUAUCUCCCUUUGUUUUGAAAUACGAUGAAUUCCGGGAAGGUCCUGAAUUGAGUUGAAAUACCUGAUUUAGGAAUGGAAAGAGUGGUUUUUAAUUCAUUUAUUUAAUUCAUCUUCAUUUAGUAAGUAAAAAAGGGAGGUUUUAAAUUGUUAAAUUCUUGGAAUGUCGUAAUUUAAAUCAAUGCUUGAGCCCUUUCCAAGCGGGAAAUAAUUAGUCGAAAAAGAUGUUACGUAAUAAAUGGAGGCUGCCUAAUGAGUUAGAAUUAAAAAAAAGUAUAUCGUCGCACAUAGGAUCAAGGAACACGGAUGCAAGAACGACUUGAGUUAAUUUGAGUACGUUUUUCCACCUUUGAUCAGCAUUCGUGUUCCAACUGCUUCAUCUGACAUUUAAUUAUAAGUUUCAUAUGAAAUUACAUUAUUUAUUUAAUUACAUUGGUGCAAUAUCGUAGGUGUUAACACGCGAAGUCGCUCUUGCAACGAACGGUCAGAACAUUUCUAAGCUCCGAGAAGAAGCUGUUCGAUUUUGUUUUCUGCGGAAAGCACGUUGUUUUUUAAUCUAUUACCAAACUCGUCAAGCCUCUCUAAACAGUUCCAUAUUUCAUGAGUGUAAAACUUGUUUAUUGAAUUGUAUAUUGCUUCGGUUCUCUCGAGUCCCUUUUUGAUAGUUGUGUACGAGGCAAAAACAAACUACUGCGUUUACGUUAUUUGGUUUUGUGUUAUUACUUUAAUUGACCACCUUCCUGACCUUCGUAUACGCUACUUUAGGAUGUAAGAUAUAUCGAUAAUAAUAAUUUUAAUAAACGAUAAAAGUAGCAUUCAUAGAAAGUACGCUGCAACAACUGUUAUGAAAAGUUUUUCCAGCAUGCCGAUUACUCGUGACUACGGACAUAUAUAAAUCCGUCAUUAGAUGAACGUCAUAAAUUACAUAAGGAUUAUACACAUUUUAUACUCAUUCCUUUUUGGAACAUGUAUACGGUUAUUUGUAUAUACCUUUAGCUUAAAGACCUGAUUUCCCAUUUUUCCAAUAUUCUCCAAAUAACGCCACUAUCAUUAUGAAUUCGAAGGACACACACAAACAAGUGAUAUGCAAAAACGACUUACGCGGGCAUUGUGAUUUUAUUUAAUAAAUAAAAUUCCGUCUAUAUAUUUAA